AUGCAAAUUUUCGUGAAGACACUUACGGGCAAGACCAUCACCCUGGACGUGGAGCCGUCGGACACGAUCGACGGCGUGAAGCAGAAGAUCCAGGACAAAGAGGGCAUCCCCCCGGACCAGCAGCGCCUGAUCUUCGCCGGCAAGCAGCUGGAGGACGGGCGGACCCUGUCGGACUACAAUAUCCAGAAGGAGUCUACCCUUCACCUGGUGCUCCGCCUCCGCGGCGGCAUGCAGAUCUUCGUCAAGACCCUCACGGGCAAGACCAUCACUCUUGACGUGGAGCCUUCCGACACGAUCGAUGGCGUGAAGCAGAAGAUCCAGGACAAGGAGGGCAUCCCGCCGGACCAGCAGCGCCUGAUCUUCGCCGGCAAGCAGCUGGAGGACGGGCGGACCCUGUCGGACUACAAUAUCCAGAAGGAGUCUACCCUUCACCUGGUGCUCCGCCUCCGCGGCGGCAUGCAGAUCUUCGUCAAGACCCUCACGGGCAAGACCAUCACUCUUGACGUGGAGCCUUCCGACACGAUCGAUGGCGUGAAGCAGAAGAUCCAGGACAAGGAGGGCAUCCCGCCGGACCAGCAGCGCCUGAUCUUCGCCGGCAAGCAGCUGGAGGACGGGCGGACCCUGUCGGACUACAACAUCCAGAAGGAGUCUACCCUUCACCUGGUGCUCCGCCUCCGCGGCGGCAUGCAGAUCUUCGUCAAGACCCUCACGGGCAAGACCAUCACUCUUGACGUGGAGCCUUCCGACACGAUCGAUGGCGUGAAGCAGAAGAUCCAGGACAAGGAGGGCAUCCCCCCGGACCAGCAGCGCCUGAUCUUCGCCGGCAAGCAGCUGGAGGACGGGCGCACCCUGUCGGACUACAACAUCCAGAAGGAGUCUACCCUUCACCUGGUGCUCCGCCUCCGCGGCGGCAUGCAGAUCUUCGUCAAGACCCUCACGGGCAAGACCAUCACUCUUGACGUGGAGCCUUCCGACACGAUCGAUGGCGUGAAGCAGAAGAUCCAGGACAAGGAGGGCAUCCCCCCGGACCAGCAGCGCCUGAUCUUCGCCGGCAAGCAGCUGGAGGACGGGCGCACCCUGUCGGACUACAACAUCCAGAAGGAGUCUACCCUUCACCUGGUGCUCCGCCUCCGCGGCGGCAUGCAGAUCUUCGUCAAGACCCUCACGGGCAAGACCAUCACUCUUGACGUGGAGCCUUCCGACACGAUUGAUGGCGUGAAGCAGAAGAUCCAGGACAAGGAGGGCAUCCCGCCGGACCAGCAGCGCCUGAUCUUCGCCGGCAAGCAGCUGGAGGACGGGCGCACCCUGUCGGACUACAACAUCCAGAAGGAGUCUACCCUUCACCUGGUGCUCCGCCUCCGCGGCGGCAUGCAGAUCUUCGUCAAGACCCUCACGGGCAAGACCAUCACUCUUGACGUGGAGCCUUCCGACACGAUUGAUGGCGUGAAGCAGAAGAUCCAGGACAAGGAGGGCAUCCCGCCGGACCAGCAGCGCCUGAUCUUCGCCGGCAAGCAGCUGGAGGACGGGCGGACCCUGUCGGACUACAACAUCCAGAAGUGCCGAACACGAAUUCGAUGCGUCCUCGGUAAAAUUAUUUUUAGUCAAAAAGGGGAACAAAGCGACUUGAUCGAACGUGAACCGAGUGACCCGUCACUGGAUUUUCUUAAUGUACCGCUGAUUCUGAACGGUUGUGAUGUCACUUGGCGUGCGUUCGUUGAGGUCAACCGUGGACGUUUGAAUUCAGAGCCUUCAAACAAGUAUGGGCCUGAGUUUGGACGAUACAUGAUCUUUCCAAGCCCAAAAAAGGGAAUUGAGUCGACGCUGCACCUGGUGCUCCGCCUCCGCGGCGGCAUGCAGAUCUUCGUCAAGACCCUCACGGGCAAAACCAUCACUCUUGACGUGGAGCCUUCCGACACGAUCGACGGCGUGAAGCAGAAGAUCCAGGACAAGGAGGGCAUCCCGCCGGACCAGCAGCGCCUGAUCUUCGCCGGCAAGCAGCUUGAGGACGGGCGAACCUUGUCGGACUACAACAUUCAAAAGGUGUGUUGCUCAGGCCGAAGCAGAAGGUCGUGGUAAUGUCAGCGCUUGGUAUUCGCGGCCAUGGGUGGCAGGUACGUUACGGUUAGCGGCAGUCUAGUGUUGAUCGACUCUUGGUGAUUCCUCGACCCUCAGCCGCGUUUGUGUGCGCCCACUUGCGAGAGAUAGUUGAGAUGUUGUACACAAUUUUCAUUCAUUUCAUAAGUUUAGUCCUGUUGCGGAUACAUUGUUUGGCAUAUGUUAAGCGUGAGGUGUCGACACCCCUUCAUUCGUCGCGCUUGGG
Molecule: messenger RNA, 2320 nt
Organism: Ectocarpus sp. CCAP 1310/34
Lineage: Eukaryota; Phaeophyceae; Ectocarpales; Ectocarpaceae
Source: the annotation of a GenBank genome assembly